This is a messenger RNA of Girardinichthys multiradiatus, 7540 nucleotides long. It is a transcript of the gene shroom1, whose product is annotated as shroom family member 1. Lineage: Eukaryota; Metazoa; Chordata; Actinopteri; Cyprinodontiformes; Goodeidae. Gene Ontology annotation, molecular function: actin filament binding. The record is from RefSeq and is a predicted model, not a curated record. The transcript is spliced from 10 exons. Gene Ontology annotation, cellular component: apical junction complex; cortical actin cytoskeleton; apical plasma membrane. Gene Ontology annotation, biological process: actin filament organization. Bases 539 to 5191 code for a protein of 1550 amino acids.
AGUAAGCUAACUCCCGAGUAGGGGAAAAGGAAAGCUCAUUACCAGCCACACCAUUCUUGGCGCAGUGAAAGGACAUGUCCCUUUGAGGUUAUGCGGUUUUAUUUUCGCUGUUUCUGCCUGUAGGAGAGGAAGCCCAGUCGAGGAAAAAGAGAAAAGACAAAUUAAAACAGCUCAAAGUGAGCGGGAAUGUUGUCAGUCAAAAGUGUCUUCAGGGUCAGACGAUAGAUGAAGGCUAAAAUAAGGCAACCCCUUGGAUCUCACAAACAGACCAGAAGGAUAACGUUUUUCCCCAAUGAUGGAGACUUUCCCGUUUUUAAACAGGAAGUGGGAGCAGACUGUUUCAAGAGGCUUUAACUUAACAAAGUCAGGAACAUGACCUAAAUUCAGACAAGCAUAAGAGACAACUGGGAGCACGUACGCUGGAGGUAGUUCACCCCAGUUUUCCCCCCACAAGGCGGACACAUCAAUCAGUGCACAUUCACAUACGUAUGAUUUACAAGCCCUGUCCUUCCCUUCCUGCCAGUUGCCCCAGUCCUUCAUGGAUUCUUACAGCUUGCACUUUGAGAGAAUGAGCAACGUGGACCUGCAUCCUCUUAGCUUGUCUGUAAGCCGGCUUUCGCCAGCCAAGUCUAACACUAGCAUUGUCGAACAUUUAGCCCACCACCAACACGGCAAAGGAGACUCUGCGUACAGCUCCUUCUCCGGUGGGUCCACUGCCCCAGACAACCCAUCUCCUUUCCUCCCUGAUGACCUACAGUCAAGCUCCUUUAGCCACUAUGCUGACCUUAAAUAUAUAAAGUCUGUUUACCACCCGACCCAGUUUCUGCAAUCUGACUCAAAGACCAUGGAUCAGCUCUACCGCUCAGUUGAAGCCAUCUCACACCAGUAUCGUAAUAACACUGAUGUGAACUACCAUAGCCACAAUAGCAAUGAGAAUUUGCACACCAACAACAAUGUACACUCUAAAAAAGAGGUCAAUUCCAAGACUCCGCCCCAAAAUGCUCAUGCUCCUGCCUAUGCUCCCCCAGUCCCUGCACGCCUUGAUAGUUUUAUAGCCACAAAAAACUUGGAGAACAGCAGGGUUCAUCUCCAUGGUACUGAAUUUAAACCCCUGCCACAACAACCUCAACAGCAGCUCAGACCCCAUGGCCCACCAGAUUCUCAGAGUCUUAAUGCCCCAAGGUCUGAGACAGUGAUCCUAGAUAAAGGAAGCUCAACCUUGAAUUCUGAACCAAUGUACUCAGUAUGGAGAGGCUCUCACGAGAUGCAGCAGGCCCAGCAUCCACCGAGCUACCGGUUGCACCUCCAGCUUCACAAUCAGACAAGAAAGAUCCCAGAAAAGCCUUUUAUCGUGGACAACGAUGCCGACUCUGAGUCGCACAGGUCAGCAAACGCCCUAAGCCGAUCACCACCUCAACUCAGAAACCAGCCUGAACACCUGACUCACAAACCGCCCUCUACCAGCAGUGGCUGUAAUGGGGACCAUCAGAACAGAUCCAGUAGUCAUUUUCAAAGUGAGCGCAAAAGGGCACACUCAGCUCAGGAAUGGUGUGGGUCAGAACCACAGCGAGCCCCCAGCCCCUGGAACAGCAGUCAGAGUUUUCUCAGCAGCAGUAUUCAACAUAAGGGCCAGUUCUACUUUGUUACAGGAGUGUAUAAGCCAUCUGAAUCUGGAAUGAGAACACACUCUGCAACCGUAACCGGUACAGAAGCUGCAAGGGAGGUCUCUGCUGUGUUGGAGACCCACCGUCAACGAGAUAAUAAGCGAUCCUAUAGUACUAUGGAUAAUUUUUUCAGACCUCUCCAGGAGAGUUCUCACCCUUCCAGCAAUACGAUUCCAGAAGACGAGGAGGUUUUUAUUUCUGUGGAUCAGGGAAUGGACCUGAUGUCCAAGAGCCUGGACCAGGUAAAUCACAGACCGCCCCACGUUCUAAAUGCCUUGGAAGAUAGUUGUGAGAUUGGCCGCCACACUGCAAGCAACCCAAUAUUCUACUGCGGACCUGACAGACAGAGCCCUCUACAUUCAGCCGCUCAUCAAAACGAGGUCACUUUGCUGAUGAGCAACGAGUCGCCAAACUACAUCAAGAGAGAAGAUCAUGCAAACAGAGGGAAUUGGCAACCUUUGGAAGAUGUUGCUAGUGAGAGGAUAAACAAAGAGACCACUCCGCUGCUGUAUCACCUUACCGGAGCCAGUAGAACGGUGUUCCUACCCAAGGUAGAUCCUGGAUUCAGUGGAAAGAGAGAAGCAAUCCCUAAUAAAUCCGUCCAGGGAGAUGUAGCGGUAAAUGAUAAUGAGAGACCUGCACAAGGUGACACUAGCCAGAACCACAUUGGAGAGGUUCUGUCCGUUUCCUGCGGCACUCUAGAUGAUUCUUUUAAAAAGUACUACAAAGAAAAACUUAAGGAUGCCCAAUGCAAAGUCUUGAGAGAGACGUCAUUUAAGAGGAGGGACCUGCAGCUGCCUUGGCCACACUGUUUGACCCAAACCUCUGAGUGUAGGCCUGCAGUGAUUCACUCAUUUUCCUCAUCACAAGACUCUGAGAUAUCUACAGAUACACUCACUCCUUCUUUGACAUCCGAGGACACGGAGAAGGGCAGCACGGAAGAGAUCUGGGAAAAUCUAAAGGAAAUCGAUAAAGCUAAGAGGGAAAACUUGAGGUUAGUGAAUGUGGCCCAGCCUCAGGUGGGACGCAUUGGAAGCAGAAAGAGACUGACCCUGGAGCAGAAGAAGAUGUGCUUCUCCGAGCCAGAGAAACUCAACCUCCUAGGUGGCACAUCCAACCACUCGGCUUGCCGCUCCUUUGGGAAUGAAAGUGAGGGAUUGUUUGCUGCUGAGUGUGAAGGAGAGGAGGAGAUGCAGCAAACCGAGCAGGGACUAGUUGCAGCGCGGAGGAAGAUGUUUGAGUCAAGAGGUCGAGCUCUGUCUGUCUCAAGCGUGUCAAAGGCGAACCUAAAGCAUCUACAGUAUCAGGCCCUCAUGGAAUACAUGGGACGCAAAACAGGCCAGAAAGUGGCUGAGCUGCAGCUCCCAACACCUCAUUUGCCAACUCCAUCCAGACAGAGACAUUCUCUUGGUGAGAAACCGUUUGACUGGGGUCCUCGCCCCCAGUCAGGAAAUCAUGAGAAACAUACAAACAAGAAACACCAUAGGCCCCACUCUGCUGGCCGCAUUCUUGAUUCUUCGAGUAGCUCCAUCAGGUAUGCCCAGUUCUUCUCUGCACAGUCCUGCUCAGGCCACUAUCCUGGUCACCAAAACCCCUCCAAACUGAGGAAGAGUCAAGGUCCAUCUCAGGGAAAAUCUGCAUCUGCAGAGAGUCUGUUGGACCAGCAAAAGCCAGCCAGUUUCCUAAGGAACAGAUCCAAAUCCACACCACAUACAUUUCAGGCACAUGGCAAAGAAGAGGAUCCACUACCAGUUAACACUAUGGAAACCCAGAGCUGCCAGAAGAAUGAAGCAGAAGAACCGUCAGAGAAGCGAGCCCCUGAGGGCCAGCAGCGUCCUCGGAAGGUGGGACAGAGGGGGAAGUCCAUGGAGGAGCUUGGAGCAUCGAAGUUGACUAAAGUAUCAGGCCUGAGUAAAAGCUCCGAACACCUAGAUCGGCUGCGGAAGGAUUCAGCUGAGCCUGCAGGCGUUAGCAGAAAUGAGAGGAGUGCUUCAAACGAUGCUGAAGACAGAGAUGCUCGACGACCGGAAACAAGGAAAGAAGCAGAGUUUGUUGGUCCGAAUAACUCUCAGGUACAGAGCCAACACCAAACCCAGAAAAAUCCUCCAGAGAAGCAAGAUACUGAGCAAGGGGAGGAUGCAACAGGUGAAAGAAGCUCUGGUAGAUCCAUCCCUUCGGUCUCCAGUGGAGAACUUAGUGAGACGUUUUCUAACCCACCUUCCCCCAGAGGUCAAAAGAUCAGUGAAUGGGAGCUCAAAUCCGGCUCUUCCACACCCACCCAGACAAAGCUUCCUUGUGAAAGCACACCCAUCUCCAGUAGAGGUGGGACUUCCCAUGGGUUAGAGAGGGAGCAAAAGGUGGACGAAUCAAGCAGCGAAACAAACUACGAAGUGUCUCUGAGCUGCGGCGUCACCACUGAUCCGUCGCUGUGGAUUCUCCCACCAGAGAAGGAGCUCAAAGAGGACCUGCUGAAUUGCCAGCUGACAAACAACAUUUCAGACGAGCCUGGCAGCUCCAUCGCCACGAAGCAGACAAACGACUCCUCUGUGUGUUCCUCUACAUCUGUCUCCGAAGCAGACGUCAGUCAGCAGAAGGAUGAGCAGAAAGAUUUGAACCUGGAGGCUGAGACAGUGGGAGAAAAGGAGGAGACAGAGGAGAGGGGGACGCCAGAGGGAGAGACUGACAGCUCAGAGAGGUCUGCCAAGAAACCCAAGUGGGAGGAGCUUGUAAAGGCAGUGGUCAAAGCUGACCACUCACUGGUCAGGGUGCUCUGUCCGCUGGCCAAUCGUAAGACCGCGCUGAUGCUGAUGGAGCAGCUUCUGUCGGAAGACACACUGCUGAUGGAGGAGCACUACAAGAAGAAACAGGAGCAGAAAGGAACUGUAGAAAGCAGCGACGCGUGUAAAGGAGCAGAACCAUCUCCGUGUCCGCCUGAUUCCGACAGCCAAAAAUCUGAGUGUACAGACGAGCAAAGCCAAGCUGAUAUCACUGAGAAGAAGCGUUUAUUAGUCUGUUAUAUCAACGAGCAUCUGCGUUCUCUGGAGGAGUCACGUGGCGCCCUGCAGACAGAGGUGGAGGAGAACGCAGCCCUCGGCGAGGCGAUGAAGCUGCUGGUGCAUGAACACUGUCUGCCCAUGGAGCUGGAGAGGUACAACUUGUUCAUUGGGGACCUGGAGAGGGUGGUCAACCUGCUGCUGUGCCUUUCUGCCCGCCUGGCCAGGGUCCAGAACGCCCUGAGUGUCGUGGACCAACACACCGAUGCUGAAGAGAAGGAGUCUCUGGACAGUCGCCACCGUCUGCUGUGCAAACAGAGGGAGGAUGCCAAAGAUCUGAAGGACAACCUGGACCGCCGAGAGAACCUCGUCUCCACCUUCCUGUCGCGCCAGCUGUCCGCCGAGCAGCUGCAGGACUACCGGCGCUUCGUCCAGACCAAGGCCUCGCUCCUCAUCCGUCAGAAGGACCUGGAGGAGAAGCAGAGGCUGGGAGAGGAGCAGCUGGAGGCGCUUUCUAACAGCCUGAAUAUGUGAAGGAACAAAUACUUUGGCUUUUAGUUUUCAGGCUCAGUUUGCCUGUUGGAGGUAACCCUAUCAGGACAAAAAAUAACUGAUGACAGUCAAGUAAACCCUUUCCGCCCAUCAGUUUGCACAAUCAGCAGUGUGCAUUAAAACAUGUCUUUAUAUUGUACAUUUGUUUUCACUUUGAACAGAAUUGAACUGUUCCGGUGUGCCUUGAUAUAUUGUAGCUGUUAAACAUUUUAUCGUAGAGCUGCUGUGCAGAAACUUGUAGUAAUUUGGGAUAGUGUCCUUUGUUUUUCACUGAGACAACAGCCCUGCAGCCCUGUACCUGCACCUGUGGAAACCUACUAUAAGCUUUAAGAUCGUCUCUGAGCAGCGACGAGGCUUCAGUAGCCUGACAGAGGGCGGAGUGCUAUAUCAUGUCAGGAAAAAUGUACUGUAGAUGUAGAAGAUUUAAUAUUCUUCUUUUCGGUUGUCUGUAUUUUUAAAUGCAUUUCAAAUAAGGCACUAAAAACCAAAAAAAAAAAACGUUGAAUGGAUAAAAAAAAAAGCACUUUUUAAAGAAACAUGAAUGCACAUUACAUUAAAUCAGAGUAAAUAAUUUCAAGCAAAAGCCUUACUCCAUUCGUUAAAAUCCGUUUAUCAUCACCUUUACAACUUUUACUUUUCAACCAUGUUCAGGCUUGUAUCCCAUGAUGGUUCCAUUCAUUUUCAUGUCCAGAUGAGAGAAAUAUUUGAAAAUGCAUAGCACAAUCUUCACCAAAGGCAAAAGUAGUGACAGCAAAGUCUCCAGGGCAAAUGUGAGUUCAUAAAGUGAGGAUUUAUAUAGUAAUUGAUCCAGUGAGUAGAAAGAAGUCAUGAGAAAUUUUGUCUGUGUGCAGUGUCUUGGAGACUUAACAUACCACCACCCUAUGGAAGGAUGAAAAAGGUUCUGUGGUGAACCCAGUCUAACCAAUUCUCUAUGGUGGGGUGACUGCUUGUGUCAAAAACUCGGGUCUAGGCACGUAUACAUGGUUUCUGCUCCACUUCUGACCAGCAUUGUUACUCAGAAGCCUACGGUCGUCGGCAGUCCCAUUUCUCCCAACUCACUCUGUCACCAGAAAACUUUAUAAUAGCGACCCAUGCAGUGAUUGCAGAGAUGGCCUAGUUAAAAUCUAUCCUCCAUACCCUUGUUUACUUCCAUGGUUUCAGUAAUGUGUCAUAAAAUAGGUGCUCUUUGUAGAAAAGUCCUUAGUACAUCCUUUCUUUGUGUGUCGCCAAUAAGAGGCCACACAUUCAUUUGACAUCUUCCCGUUAAAAAGGCCUUUUUGUGUCAGAGAAAUAAUCCUUUUUGUGAUUAUUAUGAGAAAUUUCCAGACACGUCAUUAUUCGUAUAGGAUAGUGCCUUCCAGUGACUCAAUGGCUUGAAUAUUGUAUACCUGUCAACAGAUGGUAAACCUCACUUGAGCAGAUUAUUAGUAAGGAGCAGUUAUCACAGAGUAUUUCUUCCUACCGUGUCAUUUUGCUGCAGAAGCGACAUCUUAUACUUGAAACACUUUCUUUUUAUAAAGGGGUAAAGUUCAGUUUUACCCUUGAGGUGUCUAUUAUCUUUCAGUUUCCUACCUCCCUUUUCAAUUUUAACCCAUAUGUUUAUUUCCAGCCAUCUUUUGGUACUUGAACCAUCAACAUGCAGUCUUUACACUGCAUUUGUAUUCAUUUUUAUUGGGACUCUUUAACUUGUGACAUCAGACAAUUAUCCCAUUUUAUCCCUCAGAAAUGAUCCCUGUUGGCUGUACUGUCUCCAAUAUUACAUUUUAAUUAGUAAACAAAAUAUACUGUUUUUCUACCCUGACUGAUAUGUCCAUGCUUUGCUUUUUGUUCCAGCUUUGCCACCAGCAUAGAAAAAUGUCUCUCUUUGCUAAACAAACGCUUGCUGGUUUUAGGGCUGAAGGCUGAAAAGACUUUCAUACUGUUUUCUGCACCCAGCUGGAAUUCCUAACUUAUGGAAAACUCCAAUAUUUUUGACAAUGAAACGAAAAGCAUUGAGAAAUAAAAUGGGAUUGGUGCAGCACAGGAAUGAAUCCCAAUUUUUAUGUUUCUGUAUUUACCAACUUCCGUGCUUUACCGAUUCAAUCAAACCAGUUUUGUUGGGAUUAUAUUUCAAUUACAGAUAUCUAACAUUAAAAAUGAAAAUUUAUAUGAAAGCCAAGUAAGAAACACAUUUUAACCCAUUGUGGGUGUAAUCAUGGCAAACAGUUCAAAAUAUAGUUUCCCUGUUUCGUUUCAUACCCAUUUUCUCUUGAGAAUUGUUGGUUUGUGCCUGUUUGGGGUUUAAAGAAAUCCAUGUUUGUAUUAUUGUGAAUAAAUUAAGCUUUCACUGCU